Molecule: messenger RNA, 4365 nt
Organism: Scomber scombrus (Atlantic mackerel)
Lineage: Eukaryota; Metazoa; Chordata; Actinopteri; Scombriformes; Scombridae
Gene: ptprua
Product: protein tyrosine phosphatase receptor type Ua
Exons: 31
Coding region: 1-4365 (1454 amino acids)
Biological process (GO): protein dephosphorylation
Cellular component (GO): membrane
Molecular function (GO): protein binding; protein tyrosine phosphatase activity
Source: RefSeq, a predicted model, not a curated record
AUGUAUUCUGUAGCAUUGCUGCUGAUGCUGGCCGUCAGGAUCUACGCAGACAGUAUGGAGGGACCAACAGCCGGCUGUACCUUUGAUGAGGAUUCAGACCCUGGCUUGUGUGAAUACAGACAGGGCCAAGAUGACGACUUUGACUGGCAGCUGAUCAGGACCUACAAUUGGCCACACCCGACCCCAGAUCUUCUACGAGGGUCCUUCAUGAUGGUCAAUUCCUCGCAGCAUUUCGGAGGCCAGCGGGCUCAGCUGCUCCUGCUUCCGCUCAGUGAGAACGACACCCACUGCAUCCAGUUCAGCUACUUCCUGUACAGCCGCGACGGCCACAGCCCCGGGGACCUGCAGGUCUUCAUCCGGGUCAAUGGAGGCUCCAAGGGCAGCGCCGUGUGGAAUAUCUCGGGCUCCCAGGGCCGGCAGUGGCACCAAGUGGAGCUCGCCGUCAGCACUUUCUGGCCCAGUGAAUACCAGGUCAUCUUCGAAGCAACUGUUUCCGAGGAGCGGCAGGGCUACAUUGCCUUGGACGACAUUGUGCUGCUCAAUUACCCCUGUUACAAGGUGCCUCAUUUCUCUCGGCUGGGUGACGUGGAGGUGAACGCCGGGCAGAAUGCCUCGUUCCAGUGUGUCGCCACGGGCAAAGUCUCGGAAAGUGAUCCUUACCUCCUGGAGCGGAGAAACGGCAUGCUGCUGAGCGGACCUUUGCUGUCACGGCUGAGCCACAAACGGUUGAUGGCCACUUUCCAAGUGGAGGCGCAGCGUGGAGAGCAGGACCUCUACCGCUGCAUCACCCUGUCCUCCAAGGGCGCCACUAUCUCCAACUUUGGUGAACUCAUCGUCAGAGUGCCCCCCACACCAAUUGCCCCACCUCAGCUCUUGCGGGCAGGCCCCACCUAUCUGAUCAUCCAGCUCAACACUAACUCCAUCGUUGGGGAUGGACCAGUCAUCCGGCGGGAAAUCCAGUACCGUGCCAGUCAGUCCACGUGGACGGAGACUCAUGGUGUGGGCUCACUCACCUACAAAGUUUGGCAUCUAGAGCCAGACACAGAGUACCGCAUCAGUGUCCUGCUCACCCGGCCUGGGGAAGGGGGCACCGGAGCACCUGGACCCCCUCUGAUCAGCAGGACAAAGUGUGCAGAGCCCAUGCGUGCCUUGAGGGGUCUUACGGCCGGAGAGAUCCAGCCUCGGCAGCUGGCCCUUCAGUGGGAGCCCCUUGGCUACAACCUCACCCGCUGUCACACCUACACCUUGUCCCUGUGCUACCGCUACUCCAUGCCAACAGGGGGCAGCGGGGGGAACAACGCCACCGUCAGAGAGUGCCUGUCCGUGGAACGCAACACCUCUCACUUCACCCUCAGAGACCUACCGCCCUUCCGAUCGGUCCACGUCCGGCUGGCGCUGGCCAAUCCAGAGGGCAAGAAGGAGAGCAGAGAAGUCACCUUCCAGACCGAGGAAGACAUUCCUGGCGGCAUCGCUCCGGAGUCUCUGACCUUCACCCCUCUCGAUGACAUGAUCUUCCUCAAGUGGGAGGAGCCAGUGGAACCCAAUGGUCUCAUCACGCAGUACGAGAUCAGCUACCAGAGUAUUGAGUCAUCUGACCCGGGAAUUAAUGUACCAGGUCCCCGCCGUACAGUGUCCAAGCUGAGGAACGAGACCUACCACAUGUUCUCCGGCUUGCAUCCUGGAACCACCUACCUGGUGUCAGUCCGAGCCCGAACCGCCAAAGGGUUUGGCCAGACUGCUCUCACUGAGAUCACCACCAACAUAUCUGCACCCGUGUUCGAGUAUGAAGACAUCCCCUCUCCGCUGAGUGAGUCGGAGAGCACCAUCACCGUGCUGCUGCGCCCCGCGCUAGGGAGAGGGGCUCCUGUCAGUGCCUACCAGGUGGUGGUGGUGGAAGAGGACGGCUCCCGCCAGGUUAGGCGAAGGGAACUGGGCUCCGUCGACUGCUUCCCCACACCAAACUCCUACAACGAGGCCCAGGCCAAAGGGGUCCCGCAUUACUACACAGCCGAGCUGGCCCCGAGCAGCCUGCCCGAGGCCACGCCCUUCACUGUGGGCGACAACCACACCUACAACGGCUACUGGAACAGCCCUCUGGAUCCCACCAAGAACUACCUCAUCUACUUCCAGGCCACCAGCAACUUCAAAGGGGAAACCAGAAUAAACUGCAUUCGGAUCGCUCGCAAAGCUGCCUGCAAGGACUCGAAGCGGGCCCUGGAGGUCUCCCAGCAUGCCGAGGACAUGGGUCUGAUUCUGGGGGCCUGUGCUGGUGGUCUGGUGGUCCUCAUUCUGCUUCUAGGAGCCAUUGUCAUCAUCAUCAAGAAGGGAAGGGACUUCUAUUCUUACCCUUACUACCCUAGGAAGAAGGUGGCCAUAAACAAGGCGGCCAUGUCCUACAGGCAGGAGAAGAGCCGGAAGCUGAGCUCUCUGGACUGCAGCAUGACAGAGCAGAGCACUCUCCAGCAGGAUGAGAGGAUGGCCCACUCCUUCAUGGAUGCCCACGGCUGCAACGCUCGAACCGAACAGCGUAGCUCCGUCAACGAGUCCAGCAGCUUACUGGGGGGCUCACCCCACCGCCACUCUCGGAGGAAGAGCUCGCCUUAUCACACGGGUCAGCUCCACCCGGCCGUAAGGGUGGCUGACCUCCUUCAGCACAUCAACCAGAUGAAGACUGCAGAGGGAUACGGCUUCAAGCAAGAGUAUGAGAGUUUUUUCGAUGGCUGGGAUGUCACAAAGAAGAAGGAUAAAACCAAAGGAAGGCAUGACAGCUUGCUGAGCCAUGAUCGCCAUCGAGUCAAACUCCACUCGCUGCUGGCAGACCCCAGCUCUGACUAUGUCAAUGCCAACUACAUAGAUAUUCGGAUAAACAGGGAAGGUUACCAGCGAUCAAACCACUUCAUCGCCACUCAAGGCCCCAAGCAGGAGAUGAUCUACGACUUCUGGCGGAUGGUUUGGCAGGAGAACUGCUUCAGUAUUGUCAUGAUCACCAAGCUGGUGGAAGUGGGCAGGAUGAAGUGCUGUAAGUAUUGGCCUGAUGACACCGAGCUCUACGGUGACAUUAAGAUAACACUACUGAAGACAGAAACAUUGGCAGAGUACACCGUGCGCACCUUCGCCAUGGAGCGGAGAGGUUACCCUGCCAAACAUGAGGUGUGUCAGUUCCACUUCACCUCCUGGCCUGAGCAUGGCGUGCCCUACCACGCUACUGGCCUGCUGGCUUUCCUGCGCCGGGUCAAGGCCUCAACACCUCCUGAUGGUGGACCUGUGGUGGUCCACUGCAGUAUGGGGGCAGGCAGGACCGGCUGCUACAUUGUGCUGGAUGUCAUGCUGGAUAUGGCUGAGUGCGAAGGAGUGGUGGACAUCUACAACUGUGUCAAGACCCUCUGCUCCCGCCGCAUCAACAUGAUCCAGACUGAAGAGCAGUACGUGUUCAUCCACGACGCCAUCCUGGAGGCGUGUCUGUGCGGAGAGACCGCCAUCCCCGUCAAUGAGUUCGUCCUCACCUAUAAGGAGAUGCUGAAGGUGGACUCCCAGAGCAACACCUCUCAGCUCAGAGAGGAGUUUCAGACUCUGAACUCGGUGACUCCUCACCUGGAUGUGGAGGAGUGCAGCAUCUCCCUGAUGCCCAGGAACCGCGAGAAGAACCGCAGUAUGGACGUCCUGCCACCAGACCGCUCCCUGGCCUUCCUGGUCACCACUGAGGGAGAGAGCAGCAACUACAUCAACGCUGCGCUCGCCGACAGCUUCCUGCGGCCCGCUGCCUUCGUGGUGACGCCGCAUCCGCUGCCCGGCACCACCACCGACUUCUGGAGGCUGGUGUACGACUACGGCUGCACCUCGGUGGUGAUGCUCAACCAGCUCAACCAGUCCAACUCUGCCUGGCCUUGUCUGCAGUACUGGCCUGAACCUGGUCUGCAGCAGUUCGGACCGAUGACAGUGGAGCUUCUGUCCAGGACGGCCGACGAUGACGUUAUCAUCCGUCUCUUUCGGGUCCAGAACAUCAGCCGGCUACAGGAAGGCCAGCUCGUGGUGCGGCACUUCCAGUUCCUACGCUGGUCCCCUUACCGAGAUGUGCCCGACUCCAAGAAAGCUUUCCUCAGCCUUUUGGCUCAGGUUCACAACUGGCAGAUGGAGUGUGGCGAGGGACGCACCGUCGUCCACUGCCUGAACGGCGGUGGUCGAAGUGGUACUUUCUGUGCCUGCACCAUGAUCCUGGAAAUGAUUCGCCACCACAGCUUGGUGGACGUGUUCUUCGCUGCCAAAACGCUGCGCAACUCCAAGCCAAACAUGGUGGAAACAAUGGAGCAGUACCGGUUCUGCUAUGACCUGGCCCAGGAGUACCUGGACUGCUUGGAAGUCAGAUAG